AGAAUUCGCAAACGCCGAUGGUACAACAGUCAAUGCUUGCUUUGCUUUGCUUUCAUUCAUUGCUUUCUCAGUUUCUCUUCGCUUUACUCCGAAUCUGUGUCCCCUGAAAACAUUUUUUUUUGUAGUGCAUGCUUUCUCAUCAUUUUCUCAGCUUCCAAACGGGAAAUUAGGGUUUGGGCUGCUUUGGGCUUUUUUUGCGUUCUUCGGCCCGAUGACUUAUAUGGUGGACGAUAAUAGCGACGGUGAGUUAGUACCUGAGCUGACGCUGAGAAUGGAGGGAGAUGAUACAAGGAAUGGGGACUAUUUGAAAUUGAGGGGAGGGAGCGAAGUGGAAGAGGGGGUUUGUGUUAAUGAGGUCGGGGAGCGGUCUUCUGGUUCCAAAUGGACGGGUUUCCUUUGGUAUUGGCUGAAAUUGGUUUUCUUGUUCGCGAGUUUGGCGGUUUUGGCUGGUGUUUUCCUCAAAUGGGUCGGGCCCUAUUUCAUGGACAAGGAUGUCAUCCCAAUCAUAAAUUGGGAGAGAAAAACAUUCUGUGCUCCAGUGUUGGCGGUUCUGGUCUUUGGCUCUAUUGCACUAUUCCCCACCCUACUUUUACCAUCUUCACCUUCUAUGUGGGUGGCUGGUAUGACAUUUGGUUAUGGCUUUGGAUUUCUGCUAAUUAUAACAGGGGCUGCUGUAGGCGUGUCACUUCCAUAUUUUAUUGGCUCUCUCUUUCUUCAUAAACUUCAAGGGUGGUUAGAGAAAUAUCCGAAGAGAGCUGCAAUUUUAAGAGCAGCUGGUGAAGGAAAUUGGUUCAAUCAGUUUCGUGCAGUAACGUUAAUCAGGAUUUCUCCAUUUCCAUAUAUCAUUUAUAAUUAUUGCGCCGUGGCAACAAAUGUGAAGUAUGGCCCAUAUAUCUUGGGGUCCUUGGUGGGAAUGGUACCGGAAAUAUUUCUCGCCAUGUAUACUGGGAUACUCAUAUGGACUCUGGCAGAUGCUUCACACGAUCAGCACUCCCUUUCAGCAAUACAAAUCAUGCUCAACAUUUUUGGGUUCUUAGCAACUGUGGCAACCACUAUCAUCAUCACAGCCUACGCGAAAAGGAAGCUAAAGGAAUUGCAGCAUGACGAUGAUGAAUUACUACUGCAGUAGGCUUCUGGUAGGUGUUACGAUGAAAGCAUUAGCCCACAUGCCAGGUUGAUUACAAGCAAUGGGCAGGUGGAUGAGGUUUUAUUGUUCUCUUCCUCUUCCAUGAAACUGACUAUAUGACACAGCGGCAUACAUAAUGCCCUCACGUACAUUGUGGAAGGAGGAUAGGGAAAGCGCUAACUGACCAACAUUGACUUUCAAGGGUUUCUCAUUUUAUUAUUUUUAACUUUUUUCCCUUGAAAGCUUUUUUCAAAGCUCUCCUUGUACUCCUCUCAACUGUCAUUUGUACAUAAUUGAAAGGUGAAACUGAACUUAAUCAGAAUUCUUGAUUCUAUAUCAAUACAGAAAAUGUUUUCUCUCC
Messenger RNA from Tripterygium wilfordii, 1487 nucleotides. Its product is annotated as transmembrane protein 64-like. The coding region runs from base 212 to 1129 and encodes 305 amino acids. The record is from RefSeq and is a predicted model, not a curated record. The transcript is spliced from 4 exons. Lineage: Eukaryota; Viridiplantae; Streptophyta; Magnoliopsida; Celastrales; Celastraceae.